This is a messenger RNA of Geodia barretti, 1822 nucleotides long. Lineage: Eukaryota; Metazoa; Porifera; Demospongiae; Tetractinellida; Geodiidae. The record is from the annotation of a GenBank genome assembly.
AGAAAAGCGUGUUGCAGGCCCCGCCAGGUGGUGGGUAUGUAUGCGACGUGGCGGAUAGAGAAAUAUUUUGUUUGUGUGCUAAAGUGAUCCUAGAUCCUCUCAUACGCAGGGUCCAAAAAUGGCAAAACUUGCUAAUUUACUAUGCGCUGCUCCACUCCAAGAAGUCGUGCGUGUCCCGUAACUUUUCGCUGACAGUGUGAAUCUUUAUCUACGCCGUGGUUAGAUCAACAUGCACUUGUUGAGGAAGCCAGCAGAGCUACUGGUAUGGCUGACAAGUCUCCUCCUCGCUCUCUCUUCUCGUGGCUCCCUCGCAUCAGAUAAUGAAAUAAAGACCUUCUCCGUAGGCGGCAAUAAUUCAGAUCUAAUUUCCACCUUGGAGGAGAUCCAGGAGUAUAUAGUCAAUGGGAGUGGGGGCUACUUCCGUCUAGCCAUUGCUAAUGGUGAAUACUACUUUACGGGACCCAAUGCAACUGCUUUGGCUACGUUUUACAAUGUGAGUCACAUCAGCAUAGUGGGGGAAGAGCAGGGUAGCACGGUGAUCCACGGAGGAGGGGAGGCUGGGUUUGUGUUUAGAGAAGUGAACAACUUGACCCUCGCCAACCUCACCUUCUCCAACUGCUCAUCUCUGCAAAACAGUACCACUACAAGAGACAGGGAACCGGGGAACUUGUCCUUUGUCGAGUUCUCUUCUGCCCUCUACAUCGAGAGCUGCAGCGACAUUAACGUGGAGAGCACUACAGUCACCAGCUCCAAUGCCGUCGGCCUGGCAAUGUUCAACAACUAUGGGACCAACACAUUCAGCAAUGCCGUGUUCAGUAGUAACCUCCACCCACCGUCCGAUAGUGGGAGCAGUGGGUAUGGAGGCGGGGGAGUCAUUUUGGAGUUUAGCUUCUGUCGUCCGGGAUACCUCAGCUGCAAUAACAGCGACCCCGUGGAAGUUUCCAACGCUUCGUUUGAUUUCUCCGACUGUUCGUUUACGGGCAACAAUGCUUCAUCACAGGGGCUGGACGUGUUCUCUGUGUAUCCCCACGGAACUGAGCACAUGGGGUUUGGGAAUGGUGGAGGAUUGGCCGUUUAUUUCAGGGGUCGUUCAAUUAACAACUCAGUCACACUGAGGAACUGCGAGAUUAGUUACAACUGGGCCGAGUUUGGCGGAGGGCUGUAUGUUGAUUUCGGAGACGAGAGCAGGGGAAACGUUUUCAGGCACACCAGUGAUGGAGAGAGCCUCUCGGUUAUUGGUCUAAAUGGUCCUUUUGCCGGAGUGAAUCCAUGUCUGACGCAGUCCGUGGGGGGUGGGGUAAUGGUUCUCUUUUACUAUUACCCACCGGACCCCUUCCUCUGGCCUGGUUACUAUGCCAACGUCAGUGGCAACGUGGUCGAGUUUAGUGGGACCUACAUCAAUUCAAACGGAGCCUGCUGGGGAGGCGGAGUCUCGGUUCUCUCUUCUCGCUCCCUCCCCGGCUCUCCCCAAACCAACUCAGUCUCCUUCAAUAAUUGCUCGUUUGAGCAGAACAAGGCGGUGUCGUCUGCUGCAAUGGACAUCAAUGUCUUGAGGCCAGACGCCAGUAGAGGCGAACUGCUCACUCCCACUAUUACCGACUGCGUAUUUUCAAACAAUACGGCUUAUAGUCACUCCAGCUCUCAUAUCCCAAACCUGCGCGGUUACCAGUUUGGAAUUGGUGCCCUGUGCCUCAACAGCAUCUCGGCCAACUUUUCUGGCAGGAACUACUUCUCAGAUAACCAGGGCGGUGGUCUUGUUGUGUCUGGUGCCGAUAUCUUUGUGAGCGAGGGAUCUUCUCUCGUGUUUGAACGCAAUAACGGA